Meloidogyne enterolobii is the source of this 624-nucleotide messenger RNA. NCBI's taxonomy places the organism in Eukaryota, Metazoa, Nematoda, Chromadorea, Rhabditida, Meloidogynidae. The record is from the annotation of a GenBank genome assembly.
AUGGCUGCAUGGAUGCCGGGCAAUAUUUUCCCUGGUCAAGUCUCCCAUGAAGUUAUCUCUGCAAUGGAUCUUUACCCAACAUUCGAGAGAUUAGCUACAACACCAAAAGCUAGAGAUCCUUCAUAUGUACCUCCACCAAAACAAGAAACAAGAAAAAUGGAUGGAAUUGAUAUUUGGCCACAACUUUUAGGACUUUCGGCUUCAAAGGAUAAUAAGCCCCUAACUCCUUUAAUUGACCAGCGGCCAAUAUUCUUUUACUGUAAUGAAAAGCUCUUGGCUAUUAGAGCAGGGAAGUAUAAGGUCCAUUAUAUGACUCAGUUGAUCUUCAGAGAUAAUACUUCUAAUGUUCAGGAAAACUGUCCAGGAGGGAAACCGAAACAAGAAUGGUUUGUCAGCUUUUUCUGUCCAGACGAGGAGCUUAUCAAACACGAUCCCCCUUUGAUUUACGAUCUGGACAAGGACCCUUAUGAAGUAUACCCUAUAGUGGAUGAAGCUACAAUUAAAACCGUAACGGAUAAAGCUUCAAAACUGAUUGACGAUCAUCGCAAAUCAAUUGUUCCAGUCAAACAAGUAUUGGGAGAUUUUGAUUAUAAUGGUUGUCUUUGGCCGGUAAAAAUAUUAUAA